Mobula hypostoma (lesser devil ray) is the source of this 9258-nucleotide messenger RNA. RefSeq names its product ubiquitin specific peptidase 36 (gene usp36). The transcript has 22 exons. The record is from RefSeq and is a predicted model, not a curated record. Bases 343 to 3645 code for a protein of 1100 amino acids. Gene Ontology annotation, biological process: regulation of apoptotic process; protein deubiquitination. NCBI's taxonomy places the organism in Eukaryota, Metazoa, Chordata, Chondrichthyes, Myliobatiformes, Myliobatidae. Gene Ontology annotation, molecular function: cysteine-type deubiquitinase activity. Gene Ontology annotation, cellular component: cytosol; nucleus.
CUUUACAAUGAAUCUGAGGCGCCUUCCUUGCAGCAGUGCGAAGGAUAGAAAAUAGUCAGUGUGAAGAGAUCCAACAUGAUGAAACUCAAAAGUAUGGUUCUCAGAGUAGGAGCUUGUGAGGAUGGCAGGGAAUGGAUAUGUGAGAUCCGUAGGAAGGCAUGAGACGUACCAGCAGACUCGAUCAUUCCCUGCAUUUGGACUACGUGGAGCUUUUCUGGCGAACAACAUCACUAAGGUCUCAGGAGAGGACACAGAGAGGGGAACGUGAUGAUGUGUGAGGAGAGGAAAGUGAUACGGCUGCUCUUAGUAUGGCUGAAGACAUAUGAGACACAGUGAUGCACCAUGCCUAUAGUAGACAAAUUGAAAGAAGCACUGAAGCCCGGACGAAAAGAUUCUGCUGACGAAGGUGACCUCAACAAACUGCUGGCAGCUUCAGCUAAGAAGGUUCUUCUUCAGAAAAUUGAAUUUGAGCCUGCCAGCAAGAGCUUCUCCUACCAGCUAGACUCACUGAAGAGCAAAUAUGUCAUUUUGAACCCAAAACCUGAAGGGGCUACUGGUGAGCAAAAUGUUUGUUCUGCCCCAACAAAGAAACAAGUUUAUGAAACAAGCAGCAUUCCAAAUGACGGCAUCCCGGCACCUCAGAAAAUUUUAUUUCCUAUGGAAAAGCUGUCCAUGAAAUGGGUGCGUGUGUACAGAGUUGGAGCUGGAUUGCACAAUCUUGGGAAUACCUGCUUCCUGAACUCCACUAUACAAUGCUUGACUUAUACACCACCGCUGGCCAAUUACCUCCUAUCGAAAGAGCACAGUAAGACAUGUACUCAGGCUGGGUUUUGUAUGAUCUGCAUCAUGCAGAACCAUCUGAUACAGGCCUUUGCCAAUAGUGGAAAUGCUAUCAAGCCGUUGUCAUUCAUUCGUGAAUUAAAAAAAAUAGCAAGACAUUUUCGAUUUGGGAAUCAAGAAGAUGCACAUGAAUUUUUAAGAUACACCAUUGAUGCAAUGCAGAAGGCUUGUCUCAACAGCUACACCAAGCUGGAUCGACAAACACAAGCUACUUCAUUAGUUCAUCAGAUCUUUGGCGGAUACCUUAGAUCACGUGUUAAGUGUUCCAUGUGCAAGAGUGUAUCGGAUACAUACGAUCCUUAUUUGGAUAUUGCUCUUGAAAUAAGGCAAGCACCCAACAUUGUCCGAGCUCUUGAACUCUUUGUGAAACCUGAUUUUCUCAGUGGGGAGAAUGCUUACAUGUGUGCAAAGUGCAAGAAGAAGGUGCCAGCUACCAAACGCUUCUCCAUUCAUAGAGCAUCAAAUGUUCUGACACUUUCCUUAAAGCGAUUUGCAAACUUCAGUGGUGGCAAAAUCACAAAGGAUAUUGGCUACCCUGAACAUUUAAAUAUACGUCCAUAUAUGUCCCAAACCAAUGGUGAGCCUGUCAAUUAUGGGCUGUAUGCAGUGCUGGUACAUUCUGGAUACAGUUGUCACGCUGGACAUUACUACUGUUAUGUGAAGGCUAGCAAUGGUCAGUGGUAUCAGAUGAAUGAUUCAAUGGUCCAUUGUAGUAACAUCAAAGUGGUGCUGAACCAGCAGGCUUAUGUCCUUUUUUAUCUGAGGAUGCCAAAUGCCAAGAGUAGUGUGGAUGAAGUGUCAAAGCAGAAUUCUGUUCAGCAAGCUGUCAAGACCAGUAACGGCACAACUGUGCCAAAGAAACCUAUACAGAAUGGCUAUUUGGGCUCUCCUCUGAUGAUAAAGAAACCAGAGUCUCAGCAAGCAAAACUCCAAGCAUCUGGGAAUGUUGGCGUGCCAGUGCCAAGAACCACUAUUAGUCAGUCACCAAGGCUUCCAGGGAAACCAACAAAUCCACAGACUUUUAUAGAUGAAUCACUGAAGAAGAUUAAGAAAUCUUUACCUCAGCUGCAACCAAAAUCUUCUCAGGGCCAGUCAGCUAAUGGUUCAAGUAGCAGCAGACCACCUCUAGAAAGUACAAAGGUGUCUACACCAGAAAGCAAGGAAUUGCCUUCAUCUACCUCAUCGAAGUCAUUGGCAUCCACUGGUGGAGCAGAGCAGAAAGGCAAGGAAGGCCCCCAGAACCAGCAAAAAGGGAUUGGUAGCCCCAAAUGUGUAGUGAAUGGGAGCAAUACUACAAAGAGUAAUCAGCAGUACGAGCCAGAAGAGUCUGAUUCUGAAUCUCAGGCACAUAGCUCUGGUAAUGAGAGGACUGAGAGCAGCACUGAGGAACAGGGAGUGUCCAAGAUAAAGCCCCAGUUACUUGCAGAAGAGCAAUCCAGUACCAUGUCGCCACCUCCAGCAAAGAGGCUCGCUCUGUCGGCCAAAAAGGCCACCACCAGCUGGAAGGUGACAGAAAAUGAGCCGCACUCCCCAUCACUCUCAUCAGUCCACAAAGCAAAAUUAAUGAAUAAAGGCCACCCAUUUCCUUCUGCAAACAAAACUAGGACUUUCCCACCAACUCCAAAAAUGCAGAUUUCCCAACAAACAAGAUUUUGUUCUUCAUCUAAAAUCUCUAAAAAGUCAUGUAGUUCUAGUUACUCUGAGUCGCAGCUACAGUCAUCAAAAGCCAUGGAAGCAGCUGGGCUGCCCUGUUUUCCAGUGGAUGGCAGUGCUACCUCAUUGGAAAAGAAUAGUGUUUCCAGUAAGAGUACUGGAAAAAUGUGUAAUUCUAAGACUGAAUUGGCAAAUGAGCCACACAGACUUAGCAUCGCCAACUCCAUGGAUCCAUACAACAGUAGUAAAAGGAAAAAGAAAAAACAUAAAUCCGCUUUGAAAAGGGAUGCGAUUUCUUUUGAUUCUGAAUCAACUGUCCAGACAAACUGUGAUGAAGCUGCCAAGACUCACAGCAAACACAAAAGCAAGAAAAAGCGACAUAGGGCAGAAGAGAAUGGUGGUGCAUGUGACCGACUGCAAAACGAGAAGAACGGUUCAGGAAGGCUCAUCCAAAUGAAAGUUAAGAAAAAAAAGAAGCGCAAUAAACAUAUCGAAGUAUCUGAAGAAAGCCAUCUUGCCAAGACUGCGGUUGAAAAUUAUUCAAUGCAGGAUGAACUACAGGCUGAAGAGGAACUGGAAAUACCUGAAGAAUUUGAACUGAGAAAGAAAAACCGUGAAGCGAAAGAUGGCAAAAAAAGUGAGAAAAAACGCAGGAAACGAAAGAGAAGCAUGAGUUUAGAUGAAUAUUCAGAACCUCCAACAGAGCAGCCAGCGAAAAGAAAAACUGGAAGUCAACAAGCUCCAGUUAUCUUAUGGGACAGUCAGAUCAUGGGUGGCUUUAGAUGCUCUCAGAAUUAUUCUGGUGAGGUCAAAGCUGCAGAGCCCAUUUCAAGCCUGGCCAAGGAUGAGAAGAAGGGAUCCACUGUAAUUGAAGAGCUCUUGAAACAUUCAAACAACAAGGCUUAUGGAACUGAAGUGCUGACUUGGGGAGGGGCAACAUCAGCAAUCAGUGAGGAUGCCAUCGAUUACGUAAAAAAUGCAAAAGAAGAGCGUGUCAUUGAUGAAUGGGAUGAAGAAUUUGAUCGGGGAAAGGUCAAAAAGAUGAAGAAAUAUAAGAGAGAAAGAAGGAGAAGCUUUAAUGUUUUCCAGAGAAUGCAAAACAGAAGGAAUUUUUGGUCGACCACUCACUAUCGAAAGUUUUCCAGGUUUUGAAAAGAAAUCAGACUUCAGCUGGUUAAAGACAUCUACAGGAAGAACCAGCACAGCAAACUUUAGGCGAUGUGCAAUGUUGUGACUUUUGUUACAGUUCAAACAUUGAUACUGAAGCCAUUGUUGGCAGAAAACCCAAGUUACAACAUUUGAAACAGAGGUUUAUUGGUGAUAACAGACCUGUAACACACAGUUAAACUGACCGUGAACUGAGAGUCUGCAAUCAAGUGUGGAUUAGGUGUCUCUGAUUUUAUGAAGCUCAUCACGUCAAUAAACAGCAAAAAAAAAAGCUGGAUUCAGAAUUCCAUGGAAAUGCAUUAUUUGUGUUAAGAAGGUGUUUCUGAUUUAUGUCCAAAAUACAGAACCGCAGCGCAACUCUAUCCAUUCUCUCUUAACUUUGGAAGAAAGAAAACUAAAGUCCUAUAUUGCAUUGUAGCAGCUAGUCAUGAUAUUCAGUGAAAAGAUGUUUGCUGGGUAUUUCUAUCAGUUGGUCAAUGAGAAAUUACAUAUUUACUUAUAGAAACAAUAAAAUUUGAUGUACAGCAGGGCAGUACUAGCUAAGGUUCUAUUUUGUGUUAAUAAAUAAUUUUAUAUAAGAUAGAGAACAUAAGUAUUGCCUUGCUAAACCAGUCAUCUGAACAGGGUACAUUUAAACUUAGUGAAUUCUUUCCCUUACACCAUCUUUGCCAACGUUCCAACAUUAGAAGGGAAGAACAUACCACUGCCUUUUCCUCCUCCCUGAAUGCUACUGAUAGUAUUUUUAAACAGUGCAAGACAUUUGUCUCCUCUCUAGAAGGUGUCCUAGUAGAUGAUUUACUUAGUGUAUUAGCCUGGCACAUUAUUUACUGUAAUUAUAUCAGUGCGACAUGGCGGUUCAGAAACAAAGUGCCUAUAAAAUAGGCAAGGUUCAAUAAAGUCUUGGAAAACAGCAGGCAUGGUGCUAAGAGCAAAGUUGACAUUUGUGUACAAAGUAUACAACAAUGGCACUCCUUUGCCACGUUUCUGAUUUUUAUUUGCACUAUGUUAGUGAAAGAGGUCUCCGUUAGCUGCAUUUUUUAAUUAUUGCUACAUGUUCUUGGUGGGAUGGUGGAAGGCAGGAGAGAGUGUCCUGAAUGUCAAGAUUAGUUGCUUAGAAACUCAACUUCUUCAGUGUGUUAUAUCGUUACUGCUUGGGAGUAUUCCCAAAUUUUUAUUUCACGCUCUGUGUAUUAGGAUAGUUCCAAUUUAAUUCACUUUGACUUAUGCAAAUGUAUAUUUACUACUAAAAGAACUCAUUACUUUUUUUCCAAUGGAGUAUUGCUGUAUUGAAAUAAGAUGCAAAAUCAGCACACUGAGAUGCAAGUAGAUACUGAGGAAUAUCAGUACAUAUUAACUUUGAAUAUAUAUGUUAAUAAGUUACCAACAAGACACCGACUUGAUGCUUUAUUAAAAGAAAAUUAAGAAUUUGCCUUACUUCUGUCUGCUUCAAAUCUUCAGCUCCAGAAACAAGACAUGCUCUUGUCUAUCAGUUGAACAAGAAAUUUCUGUAACUUACCAGUGUAAGUAACUAGAUCCUUAGGUGCUUUAGAAUAUUGUACUCUUUAUUUGAUUGAAACAAAAUAUUAAGCAAGGCAAUGUUAAAUAUGUCAAUAUUAGAAAGGGUUGCAAUUUAAAUCAAACAACUUUCCUGUGGAAAAGUUCUAAUAGCUGAGUUGUUAAGAGUUUACAUUUUGUUUGUAAAAAAAAAGAGUAUUUUAACAAGUUAAAAAUUUGAUUAUCGGUCACAUUUGUACCUUAUUUAAACUGUAUUGAGUGGAUUGAAUGAUUGGUUUGGAAUUUCCAGGCAUUUGUUAAUGUUUGAGCAGUGUAUUGAAUUGUAAUGUGAUGUAAGCUUAGAUUAUUAACUGACAAACAUUGGUUAAAUGGCUUUGUAAGGAGAGCAUUUGAGGCUUUAGAACUUGGUUUUACUGAUAUCAGACUUAUUUAAUAUGUCUCAUCAUUUUUUGAGAUGCAUCAUUCCAACAUUUGAGAGGAAAAAUAUCAAUGUCUGUUACUUGUUGAAUGUAUUUUUUUAAAAGUUUGAUUCUGUAUCAUAUUAAUUUACAUAUGUGUAUGAUGCCUCUAUUUCAUAUAGAGUUACAGGGGAAACGUGCCUGGAAAAUGAACAAGUGAAAUUCGAUUAGGACUUCGUGUUUCACUAUUCUGAUUUGUGACAUUAAUAGCAAUCAGGCAAAACUUCGGUAGAUCAGUAGAAAUGGUGAAAUGAAUUACUGAAAUAUUGCAGAUUUACCUAUAUAAAUUUAUAAUUAAAUUAGUUAAAGCCUUACAAAGUGUUUUAUCUGACUUCCAACUUAAGAAUUAAGAAAAUAAUGCUAUCAAUGAAAUGCUCAAAUGAAAACCUUCAGUGUCUUUUUGAUUUGUGCAAAUGUGAUAAGAGUUUCUUUAUUUGUGAAGCAAUAGGAUAUUGCAAACCAAUCAAUUUCAGGACUUGAAUAUUAAGAGACCCACUUGUACUUGCAAAUUGGAAGAAGAGGUUCACUCUGCAGAAUGCCCGCUGUAGCUUAGAUUAUAGUGUUAAAAAUUUAUGUUAGUCUUUUUCUUUUUACAUUGAGUAGUGGGAGUUGUGAGAGUUGUUUAAUGAUUGUUUAACGAACUCCAGGGCUUUUCCAUCAUUAUGCCCCACCUGAAGCAGGAAUUCUGUUGGGGCAGUUCUGAAGCUUUGGAAACCUGAACUGUCAGCUUUAUGUAUCUCGCAUCUCAAUGUUGAGUAGAAAAUGGGAGCCUGAGCUGGGACAAGAAAUUUCUUCUGGCUAGGACUAAAUUGAUAUGUUUUCUCCAUGGCAAUUGUUUUCAAAGAUUGGGUCUAGAGUUGCAGGGCUGACCACUUUUAUAAAACCAUCAGACACAGGAGCGGAAUCAUGCCAUUUGGCCCAUCAAGCUUGCUACACUAUUCAAUCGUGGUUGAUUUAUUAUCCCUCUCAACCCUGUUCUGCUCUCUCCUAUGCUCAUUGGAAUUGAAACAGCAAUCAUGAUUUGAAUGUUUAAGAGGUCCGUGACCAUGUUUACAUAUUUUAAAGGAAUUGGUUAUCAUCAUGUUAUCAUUGCUGUUGUGGGACACUUAAGUCAUUGUUCAUGUACAGUUGUGUCUGGAAGGUCAUGACUGAAAUGUUUACAGUAAGGAGCAAAAGGAACAAAAGAAUUGCAGUGGUCUAUGAACUUAGAGGAUCAGUUGUAAAUGCUUGUAAAUAUCUGGCUCUGGAUGAAAAAGACUCAGAAAACCUAUGCUCAUCUUUUUCUUAUUUUCUUUAAAUUAAAAUGUACACUCAGCCAUUUUAUUAGAUACAGCAGUGGAACCUGGUAUGGUCUUCUACUGUAGCCCAUCGACUUAAAGGUUCGACAUCUGCAUUCAGAGAUGCUCAUUUAUUCACCACUGUUGUAACAUGUGGUUAUCUGAGUUAUGGUCGCCUUCCUGUAAGCUUAAACCAUUCUGGCCAUUCUCUUACCUCUCUCAUUAACAAGGUGUUUUCAACCACAGAAAUGCCCCUCACUGGAAUUUCUUUUUGUUCUUUGCACCAUUCUCUCUAAACUCUAGAGACAGUUGUACGUGAAAAUCCCAGGAGAUCAGCAAUUUCUGAGAUACUCAAACCACCCUGUCUGGCACCGAAGUCACUUAAAUCACAUUUAUUUCCCAUUCUGAUGUUUGGUCUGAAUAAUAACUGAACGUCUUGACCAUGUCUGCAUGCUUUUAUGUAUUGGGCUGCUGCCACAUGAUUGGCUGAUUAGAUAUUUACAUUAAUAAGCAGAUAUAUCUAAUGAAGUGGCACUGAGUGUAUUUUGUAACAAUGUGGUAUGUGCAUUGAAAGGUACAGUACAAAAAUGAGCCCUUUUAGAUGUGUAUGAGCAAAAGUAAUAGAUGAGCUGAAUGUUUAGUUACUCUUAUUAGGGUUGCUUGGACUUUGAAUAUGUUGAACAUGGUCUUUUCUCACCAACACAUUAAUCUCACACCUACAGCUAAGAUAUAUCUAAGUUUAAGGACUCAAUUAGUGUUUUAAGUGCUUUUUAAGUGUAUUAAAUUGCUGGGAUGAUAGUGGGUUCUUGCAGCUAUUUCUCUCAUUGAUAUGGAAUACAAAUGGAAUCGCUUUUUUUUGCAAAAGGUGUGUUACAUAGUCUAAGAAAUUGUGGCAAGAGGGUAGGAUUUCUGUGUUUGAAUGCUCACUCAGGGUAAUUGCAGAUUUGCUCUCACAUCGGCAAUUCCUUGAUGAGCAGUUGCAGAAAAUUGAGGCUAUGUAUGCUUGAAAUUUUCUGCAGCUCAACAUGAAGCAAACUUGCCAGAAUGGGCUUUUGUGAGCAGUGCUGCUUGAUCUGUAGUGUUGCUGUCAUGAGUAAGCCUUAUACAGUAUGUGUUGGAGUUGUGUACAUUUUCAAUUGAAUUUGCAUGGGAUGAAAAAAGCAGCCUAAAUUCCUCAGCUGUGGAGGACCAUGCAGAAGGAAAGCCAAAGUCAGUUGUGUUCCAAAACCUGGUCCAGAUAAAAUUUCCUUUCAAGUUUAUACAUUAUAUCACAGUUCAUGUGUUAGAUUCAGUUCACUUGUAAAACUUCUGCACUUUUUCUGCUGUGCUCUUUAUUGUGAAAGUGAGUUUCUUAAGCCACAGGAAUUAAUGGAGUGUAAAACUAAAUAGUCACCUCGAACCACAGUAUUCUGGAAUACGUAGUCCUAUAACAUGGUAUACAUUCAGUAGAAAAUUAAAGAAAAUUGAAUCAUUUUCAAGUCAUCGUUCAUUAGCCAAUAUUUGGCAUCAUCUCUCUACACAGUUCUUCCAACAUGCAUUGAAAAUUCUGCAUUUUAUUGUCCCGACUGUUAAAUUGUUAGCUUUUAAUGAAGUACAUGCAACAAUUUCAGUUGGCCCUUAUCUUACUGCCAAUGUCAGGAACAUAUAGGAAAUCUGAAUCCAGAUUGUAUGAAAUAUUCUUCGCUUCAUAUAUGUCCAAAGAAAGUUUGUGACUUAAAUGUAUUUUAUGUUAAUGUCAUAAUUUCCACUCAUAUCAAUGUGACCUGUAUAGAAAGUGCUUUAAAAUAAGCACUUUAAAAAAAAAAAAUUGGGAUUUAAAAAGGCUUAUUUAUAAUUAAUAUAGAUCAUUUAAUUGAUUAACAGCGAUGCAGUUAAUAAUAUAGGACACAAUUUGAACAUUUCACAUUCUGAUAUAAAUGUAUAUGUUAAUUAUCUGCAAAAUGUAAUUAUUUUAGCAUUCUAAUGAUUUACUUGAUGGUUUUUAGAUGCUGAUUUUGGUCUAAUGGUUCUUUCAGAUUAAAGGUUCAUUGGCAUUUAGUUUCAGCAUUUGCUGCCUUAUUGGUAAAGUAUCUCUUUAAAAUAUGUGCAAUAAUGUUGCCUGUCUGUGAUGUGGAUGAAAUAUAUGCACAUGUAUAUAUAUAUAUAUAUAUAUAGACUUGACCUAUUGUCCUUUUUUUUAAUAUGCCAAAUAAUUUCUAAUGAAAACUGACGCAUGCUUUAUCUUGAAAACAUGCAUUCUUUGAGUUAUGGGUAAUAUCAUCACUGAGUUGGUGGUCUGCUGCUGCUUUGAAUUUAAUCUAUCUUAUCAAGAAACUGAAAUCUGUAAUUUAGAAGUAAUAAAUGUUACA